Molecule: messenger RNA, 1838 nt
Organism: Cebus imitator (Panamanian white-faced capuchin)
Lineage: Eukaryota; Metazoa; Chordata; Mammalia; Primates; Cebidae
Gene: NPAS1
Product: neuronal PAS domain protein 1
Exons: 9
Coding region: 216-1751 (511 amino acids)
Biological process (GO): regulation of transcription by RNA polymerase II
Molecular function (GO): protein dimerization activity; RNA polymerase II transcription regulatory region sequence-specific DNA binding; DNA-binding transcription factor activity, RNA polymerase II-specific
Source: RefSeq, a predicted model, not a curated record
CAAGUCUGCGCUGCCGAGGUGGGCGCCGAGAGCUGGGCGCCACGGCCCGCGCGUCCCGCUGCGCCCCGCGCGCCUCGGGGUCUAUGGAGCAGCCCCUCCGAGACGCCCGGCCGGCCCCACGCCGCGCCCGGAGCCUGCUCUGCGGCCAAGUAACCGGACUGGCGGUCCUGCGGGAGACACGGGGCUCGGAGCCCGCCUGAGCGAGCCCCCCGGAGAUGGCGGCCCCCUAUCCCGGCGGUGGCGGUGGAAGCGAGGUCAAAUGCGGGGGAGGCCGCGGCGCCAGCGUCCCGUGGGACUUUCUACCCGGGCUGAUGGUCAAGGCGCCGUCCGGACCAUGCCUGCAGGCUCAGCGCAAGGAGAAGUCCCGGAACGCGGCGCGCUCGCGGCGCGGGAAGGAGAACCUGGAGUUCUUCGAGCUGGCCAAGCUUCUCCCGCUGCCCGGCGCCAUCUCGAGCCAGCUGGACAAGGCUUCCAUCGUGCGCCUCAGCGUCACCUACCUCCGCCUGCGCCGGUUCGCCGCGCUGGGGGCGCCGCCCUGGGGGCUGAGAGCCGCGGGGCCGCCGGCCGGCCUCGCCCCAGGCCGCCGCGGCCCCACAGCGCUGGUCUCCGAAGUCUUCGAGCAGCACCUGGGAGGACACAUCUUACAGUCGCUGGAUGGCUUUGUGUUCGCCUUGAACCAGGAAGGAAAAUUCCUCUACAUCUCAGAGACAGUCUCCAUCUAUCUGGGUCUCUCACAGGUGGAGAUGACGGGCAGCAGCGUCUUCGACUACAUCCACCCAGGGGACCACUCGGAGGUGCUGGAGCAACUGGGACUGCGGGCCCCGACCCCCGGCCCCCCAACCCCGCCCUCCGUCUCCUCUUCCUCCUCUUCCUCUUCCUCUUCGCUUGCGGAUACUCCCGAGAUCGAAGAAUCUGGAUUUGUGAGUCUUAUUUGUUGCUAUUCCCCAUAUCCCCUGUCGUGGGCCAGGCCCUGUCCUGAAGACUCGCAGCUGUACAGGUCUGGCCUUAGAGGGCCAAGCUGGGGUAGAGAGAUCAGCCUGGAGUUUAGGCAUCUGGUGGCGAGCCCUGUAAAUGCCUCAGGGUGGGGCUCCCACACUUACCCUUUGGGGUGUCCACACUUGUUGGGAGGGGCAGGAGGGAUCCCUGGAUGGCCAAGGACCCCUCUCCUAACUGCGUGCAUCCAUCUUGUCCCCAGCCAAACUGAGGGUGGCCAAACUCCUUUGGAUGCUUUCCAGCUUCCAGCCAGCAUGACCUGUGAGGACGAAUCCAGCCCGGGGCCAGAGCCCACAGAGCCGGAGCCUCCAAUGGAAGGGAAGGAGACUGCCUCGCUGGAGAAGGAGGUCCCCCAGACGCAGGGCAAACGCAUCAAAGUGGAGCCCGUCCCGAGGGAAACCAAAGGCUCAGAGGACAGUGGCGACGAGGAUCCCUCCGGCCACCCGGCCCCACCGCGGCCCGAGUUCACCUCCGUCAUCCGGGCAGGGGCCCUGAAGCAGGACCCAGUGCGGCCGUGGGGCCUGGCACCUCCCGGGGACCCCCCGCCUGCCCUCCUGCAUGCGGGCUUCCUGCCGCCCGUGGUGCGGGGUCUGUGCACACCGGGUGCCAUCCGCUACGGCCCGGCGGAGCUGGGCCUGGUGUACCCGCAUCUGCAGAGGCUGGGCCCAGGCCCCGCGCUCCCGGAGGCCUUUUACCCGCCCCUGGGCCUGCCCUACCCGGGGUCUGCGGGCACCAGGCUGCCGCGGAAGGGGGACUGAGGACUGGAGAGCCGCCGGCGCUGGGCCCUGCUCUGCCCGUAGCCCUGAGAAUUAAACGCCGGCUCCCUCCGCAGUGGUUUGGGCUCC